Molecule: messenger RNA, 933 nt
Organism: Antechinus flavipes (yellow-footed antechinus)
Lineage: Eukaryota; Metazoa; Chordata; Mammalia; Dasyuromorphia; Dasyuridae
Product: olfactory receptor 4D9-like
Exons: 1
Coding region: 1-933 (310 amino acids)
Biological process (GO): G protein-coupled receptor signaling pathway
Cellular component (GO): membrane
Molecular function (GO): G protein-coupled receptor activity; olfactory receptor activity
Source: RefSeq, a predicted model, not a curated record
AUGGAGCUGGAAAAUCACACCAGGGUGAAGGAAUUUGUUUUUAUAGGGCUUGCCCAGUCUCCAGAGCUGAGCAUCAUCUUAUUCAUUUUAUUAUACCUGAUAUAUGUAGCAACUCUACUGGGAAAUCUCCUUAUCAUGCUCACUGUGACCUGCGAGUCUCGCCUCCACACACCUAUGUACUUCCUGCUCCGAAAUCUAUCCAUUGUGGAUAUCUGUUUCUCCUCCAACACUGCUCCAAAGGUUUUGGUGGACCUUCUAGCUAAGAGAAAGACUAUUUCUUUCAAUGGCUGCUUGACACAGAUAUUUUUCUUCCACUUUCUUGGUGGAGUUGAUAUUUUUACUCUAUCUGUAAUGGCUUUGGAUCGUUAUUUGGCAAUUUCAAAGCCCCUUCACUAUGUGACCCUCAUGAAUAAAGGAAGGUGUCUUGGGCUCAUAGCGGCCUCCUGGGUGGGGGGCUUCAUACACUCCAUUGUACAGAUCUGUCUGUUGCUCCCACUCCCCUUCUCUGGGCCCAACAUCAUUGACAGUUUCUACUGUGAUGUCCCCCAAGUCCUCAAACUUGCCAAUACUGAUACUUUUGCUCUGGAGCUCCUAAUGAUCUCCAAUAAUGGUCUCCUCAGCACACUUUGGUUCUUUCUACUCAUUGUGUCCUACACAGUCAUCAUGGUGAUGUUGAGGUCUCAUACUGGAGAGGGGAGGAGGAAAGCCAUCUCCACCUGUUCCUCCCACAUCACUGUAAUCACCCUGCAUUUUGUACCCUCCAUCUAUGUAUAUGCUAGACCCUUCACUGACCUUCCCCCUGACAAAGCCAUCUCUGUCACCUUCACAGUCAUCUCCCCUCUCUUGAACCCUGUGAUUUACACUUUGAGAAACCAGGAGAUGAAGUCAGCCAUGAAAAGAUUACAGAAACGACUUGUAUCUUCAGAAAAGUAA